CUCCCCUCCCCGGCCCCGCGGGGCGGCCGCGCUGCCCUGACGAGGCGGGGAGGGGAGGGCUGGACCGGCCGGCGGCCGGGCGACCAUGCCGAACUUCUGCGCUGCCCCCAACUGCACACGGAAGAGCACGCAGUCCGACCUGGCCUUCUUCAGGUUCCCACGGGACCCGGCCAGAUGCCAGAAAUGGGUUGAGAAUUGCAGGAGAGCAGACUUAGAAGAUAAAACACCUGAUCAACUAAAUAAGCAUUAUCGACUAUGUGCCAAACACUUUGAGGCCUCUAUGAUUUGUAGAACUAGUCCUUAUCGGACCGUUCUUCGAGAUAAUGCAAUACCAACGAUAUUUGAUCUUACCAGUCACUUGAACAAUCCACAUAGCAGACACAGAAAACGAAUAAAAGAAUUGAGUGAAGAUGAAAUCAGGACACUGAAACAGAAAAAAAUUGAGGAAACUUCUGAACAAGAACAGGAAACUAACAGCAAUGCUCAGAACCCUAGUGCAGAAGUGGGGAACCAGCAGGAUGGAAACAUUUUGCCUUUAACCCUUGAAGAGAAGGAGAACAAAGAGUACCUCAAAUCGUUAUUUGAGAUUCUGAUUCUCAUGGGAAAGCAGAACAUACCCCUGGAUGGGCAUGAGGCCGACGAGAUCCCAGAAGGCCUCUUUGCUCCAGAUAACUUUCAGGCGCUCCUGGAGUGCCGCAUCAAUUCUGGAGAAGAGGUCCUGAGGAAGCGCUUUGAGACCACAGCCGUCAACACGUUAUUCUGCUCGAAGACUCAGCAGAGACAGAUGCUGGAGAUCUGUGAGAGCUGCAUUCGGGAGGAGACGCUCAGGGAAGUGAGAGACUCGCAUUUCUUUUCCAUUAUCACAGAUGAUGUAGUGGACAUAGCAGGAGAAGAGCACCUGCCCGUGCUGGUGAGGUUUGUCGAUGAAGCUCAUAACCUGAGAGAGGAGUUUGUGGGUUUCCUACCGUAUGAAGCUGAUGCAGAGAUUUUGGCUGUGAAGUUUCACACUACAAUAACUGAGAAAUGGGGGUUGAAUAUGGAGUAUUGUCGUGGUCAGGCUUACAUUGUGUCCAGUGGAUUUUCUUCCAAAAUGAAAGUUGUUGCUUCAAGACUUUUAGAAAAAUAUCCCCAGGCUGUCUACACACUCUGCUCUUCCUGUGCCUUAAAUGCAUGGUUGGCAAAGUCUGUGCCUGUAGUGGGGGUGUCUGUGGCUCUAGGAACAAUUGAGGAAGUCUGUUCCUUUUUCCACCGGUCACCACAGCUGCUGUUAGAACUUGACAAUGUCAUUUCCGUUCUUUUCCAGAACAGUGAAGAACGGGGGAAAGAACUGAAGGAAGUUUGCCAUUCCCAUUGGACAGGCAGGCACGAUGCCUUUGAGAUCUUAGUGGAUCUCCUACAAGCACUUGUUCUGUGUUUAGAUGGUAUAAACAGUGACACAGAUAUUAGGUGGAAUAACUAUAUAGCUGGACGAGCAUUUGUGCUCUGUAGUGCAGUAACAGAUUUUGAUUUCAUUGUUACCGUUGUUGUUCUUAAAAAUGUAUUAUCUUUUACAAGGGCCUUUGGGAAGAAUCUCCAGGGGCAAACCUCUGACGUCUUCUUUGCAGCCAGCAGCUUGACUGCAGUACUGCAUUCACUUAACGAGGUGAUGGAAAAUAUUGAAGUUUAUCAUGAGUUUUGGUUUGAGGAAGCCACAAAUUUAGCAACCAAACUUGACAUUCAAAUGAAACUCCCAGGGAAGUUCCGGAGGGCCCAGCAAGGUAGCCUGGAACCUCAGCUAACCUCUGAGAGUUACUAUAAAGACACCCUCAGUGUUCCAACCGUGGAGCACAUCAUUCAGGAACUUAAGGACAUAUUCUCUGAGCAGCACCUCAAAGCUCUGAAAUGCCUCUCUCUGGUACCCUCAGUGAUGGGGCAGCUCAAAUUCAACACAUCAGAAGAGCACCAUGCUGACAUGUACAGAAGCGACCUCCCCAAUCCUGACACGCUUUCAGCCGAGCUUCACUGUUGGAGAAUCAAGUGGAAACACAGAGGGAAAGAUAUUGAGCUCCCGUCCACCAUUUACGAAGCCCUCCAUCUUCCUGACAUCAAGUUCUUUCCUAACGUGUAUGCCUUGCUGAAGGUCCUGUGUAUUCUCCCUGUGAUGAAGGUGGAGAACGAGCGCUACGAAAACGGACGAAAGCGUCUCAAAGCAUACUUGCGGAACACUUUGACAGACCAAAGGUCGAGUAAUCUGGCUUUGCUUAACAUAAAUUUUGAUAUAAAACAUGAUCUAGAUUUAAUGGUGGACACAUAUAUCAAACUCUAUACAAAUAAAUCAGAGCUUCCUACAAAUAAUUCAGAAACCAUUGAAAAUACCUAAAAGAUUUUUAAAAUGGCUGUUGUGUAAUAUUUGUUGUUUGGAAGAAAAGCGGUAAGGUAUCGCAGG
Messenger RNA from Acomys russatus (golden spiny mouse), 2425 nucleotides. It is a transcript of the gene Thap12, whose product is annotated as THAP domain containing 12. The transcript has 5 exons. The coding region runs from base 86 to 2359 and encodes 757 amino acids. Lineage: Eukaryota; Metazoa; Chordata; Mammalia; Rodentia; Muridae. The record is from RefSeq and is a predicted model, not a curated record. Gene Ontology annotation, molecular function: protein dimerization activity.